UGUCAACGGAAGAAGGCGCUUUUGUUUUUCCUUGGGGAAAAAGUCGAGGAACAAUGUUUGGAAAGACGAUUUUCAGUUAUACUUAAUUUUUCUCUCAAAUGCAUACAGACAAUCUUAUAUAGGACAUGAAAUCUUUCGGAAUACCUAAACCAUAUGUCCGCGUCUUGAAGCUUGUUUGACGCUCCGUUUGGGAAUUCUUGAAGCUGCAGAGAUUGCAAGGCGGAAGUAGGGAAUUUCGAAGGGACGAGCUGAGAGAGCCAAAAGAUGGCUCCGGAUUGAUUUUAUCAGAGCUUUGCAAUGUUUUUCAACUUAAUUCGGAUUUAUAUGAAAUCAUAUUUCUAUUCUAAAACAGAUUAGUCUCUGUGUCUCGUUAAUGUCAUAAUUUGGAUUGAUCAUUUGCGAUCAAGAAACUCAAAAUGGCGGAGGGCUGGCCCAUCCCCCAGGCCCUGUUCCUGCUCAUAGUGAGUGUCGCGGGCCUGGACACUUGCCCUUCUCCUUGUACGUGUUCUGGUGGUCCAGGUGCAGCACAAUUGCUGGAUUGCAAUAGGAAAAGAUUGACUGCUGCAGCUCUGGAAGCUCCAGUCUGGAUCACCCAUGCGUCUAUGAAUCAGAAUGAACUUACAACAGUGCCUUUUCUUGGAGAUGCCUCAUCCAACAUCACGGUGCUGUCACUUGUUCAUAACCGAAUCUCUGAAGUCUUGGCAGAGCAGCUGUUGCCAUAUUCAUCUCUAGAAAGUCUGGACUUGAGCUCUAAUUCUAUAUAUGAGCUUAAGGCAGGAUCGUUCCCUCCCAUGCAGCUGAAAUACCUCAACCUGAGCAAAAACAAGAUAGGUUCUUUGGAGCCCAGUUGUUUCGGAAACAUCAGCUCCCUUCUGGUGUUGAAGAUAAACCAGAACAGACUCUCUCUGCUGCCUGAUAAAGUCUUCACUCUCUCUCAGCUCCAAGUCUUAGAGUUGAGGCGCAACAGGAUUCGUGUCGUGGAAAGUCUCAUUUUCAAAGAACUGAAGGCUCUUAAAUCGUUGAAGAUGCAGCGCAACGGCAUCACAAAGCUGAUGGAUGGAGCUCUCUUUGGUUUGGAAAACAUGGAGGAGCUAGAGUUGGAGUAUAAUAAUCUGACGGAGCUGAAUAAGGGCUGGCUGUAUGGCCUGCACAUGCUCAGGAUUCUCCGGGUAAAUCAGAACAAUAUCGGACUCAUUCGAGCUGAUGCCUGGGAGUUUUGCCAUCGCCUGGAAGAGCUGGAUUUGUCUUUCAAUCACUUGAGUCGUCUGGAGGAUUGGGUGUUUUCUGGCCUCAGUCUCCUGCAGAGUCUCAACUUGGGUGACAAUCAAAUCACACACCUGGGAGAAGGAGUGUUCAGCAGUCUGGCUAACAUCCGUACAUUGGACAUCCGUAAUAAUGAGAUCUCCCUCGCCAUCGAGGACUUGGUUGGCAUGUUUGUGGGUUUGAAGAGGCUGAACUCGCUAGUUUUACAGAAUAAUAAAAUCAGGACCAUCACUAAGAGAGCGUUUGAGGGUCUGAUGGAGCUGGAGCAUUUGGACCUGAGUAAGAAUGGCAUCAUGUCUAUUCAUCCUGACGCUUUCACUCAUUUAAAACUUAAAACACUUGAUCUGAACACCAGCAGUCUCCUGUGUGACUGUCAGCUGCAGUGGUUGGGCCAGUGGUUGAUUGACAGUCAGUUCCAGCAAUCCUGCACCGCCGUCUGUGCUCAUCCUGCCUUCCUGGCAGGAUCUAGUGUGCUCGUUAUUAAACCAGAGGAGUUUGUCUGCAAUGACUUCCCUAAACCCCAGAUCAGCGCUCAUCCCAAGACCGCUGUGGCCUUACGCGGGACCAACGUCACUCUGAACUGCUCUGUGUUCAGCAGCAGCGACUCUCCCAUGAGCACCGCCUGGCGCAAAGAUGGAGAGGUGCUGUAUGAAGCCCAGGUGCAGAACUACGCUCGAUACCAGGAUCACCGCCUCCUCUACACCACCGUACUCCACCUGCUCAAUGUUAAUUUCACAGAUGAGGGCCAGUACCAGUGUGUGGUCUCCAACCAUUUUGGGUCCAACUACUCCACUCUGGCCAAGCUCACUGUUAAUGAGCUCCCAACCUUCCUGAAGACGCCCAUGGACCUGAGCAUCCGCACCGGUACGGUCGCUAGAUUGGAGUGUGCUGCGGAGGGACACCCGACACCGCAGAUCGCUUGGCAGAAAGACGGCGGUAUCAAUUUCCCUGCGGCCCGUGAAAGAAGGAUGCAUGUCAUGCCAGAUGAUGACACUUUUUUCAUUGCUAAUGUGAAGACAGAGGAUAUGGGCGUCUAUAGCUGUACAGCCAAAAACGAGGCGGGCAGCCUGUCGGCUAAUGCCACUCUUACUGUGCUAGAAACCCCGUCCUUCCAGCGCCCUCUAGAGGACCGUAACGUUGCCCGAGGUGAGACCGCUGUCCUCCAGUGCAUAGCUCGUGGUAGCCCCAACCCCCGCCUCAACUGGACCAAAGACGACUCCCCGUUGGUGUUGACGGAACGCCACUUCUUCGCCGCAGCCAAUCAGCUUCUCAUAAUCGUAGAUGCCAACCCUGCUGAUGCAGGGAAAUACACGUGCAUCAUGUCCAACACGCUCGGCACAGAGCGCGGUCAUAUCUACGUCAGCGUCUCACCCUCGGCCAACUGUGACCCGGUGACCAGCAUAUACAGUCAGGACGGAUGGACAACAGUUGGCAUUGUUGUGAUGGUGGUCGUCUGCUGCGUUGUCGGCACCUCACUUGUGUGGGUCAUCGUCAUUUAUCACAUGAGGAGAAAGAAUGAAGACUACAGCAUAACAAAUACAGAUGAGUUGAACCUUCCAGCGGACAUUCCCAGUUACCUCUCGUCUCAGGGUACGCUGUCCGAGCCUCACCCAAUGAGUUGA
Messenger RNA from Sinocyclocheilus rhinocerous, 2885 nucleotides. Its product is annotated as leucine-rich repeats and immunoglobulin-like domains protein 2. The record is from RefSeq and is a predicted model, not a curated record. The transcript has 16 exons. Gene Ontology annotation, molecular function: protein binding. Bases 417 to 2885 code for a protein of 822 amino acids. NCBI's taxonomy places the organism in Eukaryota, Metazoa, Chordata, Actinopteri, Cypriniformes, Cyprinidae.